CUCUACGGUACCUCCAUAGUAGUUAACUAGUCUCCGGAGUGACUCCUCCACAGAACGACACUAUGCGUUGACAAUGGGGAAUGCAAACAGCUCCCACAAGAUCUCUGCUCAGGAUCGAGCGAUCCUCGACCUCAAGAACCAGCGCGACAAGCUCCGCCAGUACCAGAAGCGGAUCACCGUGCUGACGGACCGGGAGACGGCGAUCGCCAAGGAGUGCCUGGCGCGGGACGACCGCAAGCGCGCCCUGCUCGCCCUGCGCCGCAAGAAGUACCAGGAGUCGCUGCUGGAGAAGACCGACAAGCAGCUGGAGCAGCUGGAGCAGCUCACGGGCCAGAUUGAGUUCGCGCUCGUGCAGAAGGACGUGCUCUUCGGCCUGCAGCAGGGCACGCAGGUGCUGCAGACCAUCAACCGGGAGAUGGGCGGCAUCGAGGGGGUCGAGAAGCUGAUGGGCGAGACCGAGGAGGCGCGGGCUUAUCAAGAGGAGAUCAGUCAGCUGCUUGCCGGUCGUCUGUCCAGGGAGGACGAAGACGAGGUCGAAGAGGAGUUGGAGGAGUUGCAGCGCCAGGCACAAGGGCCAGUGGUAUUGCCGAGUGCGCCGGUCUUGUCGCUUCCAGAGGUUGGAGAGCAGGAGGAGACGGAGACGGGAGAAGCGCAGGCCGAGCCAUCAUCCAAUGGACGAAAGGUCAGGGCCGAAGAGCGAACCGCUGUCCUGGCAUGAAAUCACUCAUCCUUUUGUCUAUAUAAGUUUCAGCAUUUCUGGAGUUCUAGGUUCUUGUCAAUGGGUCAUCAUCAUAUUCCAUCAUAUCAUUAGAUAGCUCCAGUUAGUUCCAUGUUACAA
Aspergillus aculeatinus CBS 121060 is the source of this 838-nucleotide messenger RNA. RefSeq names its product ESCRT-III subunit protein VPS20. The record is from RefSeq and is a predicted model, not a curated record. The coding region runs from base 74 to 718 and encodes 214 amino acids. Gene Ontology annotation, biological process: late endosome to vacuole transport via multivesicular body sorting pathway; vesicle budding from membrane. The transcript has 3 exons. NCBI's taxonomy places the organism in Eukaryota, Fungi, Ascomycota, Eurotiomycetes, Eurotiales, Aspergillaceae. Gene Ontology annotation, cellular component: ESCRT III complex; multivesicular body.